CCGCGCGCCCUCGUCCUGCCCGCGCUGCCCGGCUCCCGCUGUGGCUGCCGCCCCAGCUCGGGCGCACCAGGGCUCUGCAGCCUCGCGGUCGCGCGCUGGGGGCUGCGGCAGGUGACCCGGGGCCACCGGAGGCGCGGUGGCCCUGAGCCUGGCCGCCAUCCAUGAGCCUCGCUUCGGACCUGCUCCAGGCCGGCCACCCCGGAUCUAGUUCCGUCAUCCGUGUCUAACUCUGGCCAUGGGGAGGAAGCUGGACCUGUCCGGCCUGACAGACGAUGAGACGGAGCACGUUCUCCAGGUGGUACAGAGAGACUUCAACCUUCGCAAGAAGGAGGAGGAACGGCUGAGUGAGAUGAAGCAGAGGCUGGCUGAGGAGAACAGCAAGUGCAGCAUCCUCUCGAAACACCAGAAGUUCGUGGAACGCUGCUGCAUGCGGUGCUGCUCACCGUUCACCUUCCUGGUCAACGCCAGGCGCCGCUGCGGGGAAUGCAAGUUCAGCGUCUGCAAGAGCUGUUGCUCCUACCAGAAGCGUGAGAAGCUGUGGGUCUGCUGUGUCUGCCAGCAAGCCAGGCUCCUGAGGACACAGUCCCUGGAAUGGUUCUACAGCAACGUGAAGAGCCGCUUCAAGCGUUUCGGCAGCGCCAAGGUCCUGAAGAACCUGUACAGGAAACACCGUCUGGAGAGCGGAGCCUGCUUUGACAUCCUAGGAGGAGGGCCGUUUGAACCAAACCUGGAGAAUGAAGGGAGCAUUUCCGGAAGUGACUCGGCGUUCUACAGGCAGUCGGAAGGACACAGCAUGAUGGACACUUUGGCCGUCGCCCUGCGAGUGGCAGAAGAAGCCAUUGAGGAAGCCAUUUCCAAAGCAGAAUCCCACGGGGACAGCCUGGACAAGCAGAAUGAGGCCAGCUACUUACGGGACCACAAAGAAGAGCUGACUGAGGAACUGGCUACCACCAUCCUGCAGAGGAUUAUCAGAAAGCAGAAGAACAAAGCUGAGUCUCCAGCGGAGGAAGAGGGACCAGAGUGGUCGCCGCCACAGAGUGGAGGUGUGAAGGCCACGGAUGAGGGGACCCCAGCCCCUCCAGGACCACACCGGGCACAUGCCACCCUCUGGCGGUCCCAGUCUGCAUUCUCCUUCACCACAGAAGACGCUCUGAAGACCUGUUCGGCAGAGGCUGCACCGAGGCCGCCCAGGGAGCGCAGCCGGCAUCUGCUGGAGGAGUCCGCUCUGCCCAGCUGGAAGAGCGUGGACGGGCUGGACGGAACAAGUCUAGCCCCAGUUUUGCAGAGCCCUGAUGGGAACUGGAUGGCCUUGAAGGAUGAUGGUACUCGGCCCCUAAGCCACCUGCUGGCCAAGCCAAAGAGUGGGACCUUCCAGGCCCUGGAGGUGGCGUCCAGCGUGACGUCUGCCUAUGAUGAGAUGGGUUCCGACAGUGAGGAAGACUUUGACUACGGUGAGGCCUUGAGUGAGCUGUGCCCACUGCCCCGGGGCAGACCCGAGCAGUGCCAGCCUCAGCCUGCACAGGCUCAGUGUUCCGGCCAAGGUCCCUUAGCCACCUCUCCCUCAAACCCUGAGGCCAUGGGCUCCGAUUCAGAGACUUCUAGCUCGUCUCGGGAAGCCGGACGCCGGGCUAGGCUGUCCUGGCUGCAGAGGAAGGCCCCCAGGACCCCCACGGCAGAGAAGAUGCACCGCCAGGGGGAGCUGGACGUGAACUUCAACCCCCAGGCGGCCGGUGUGGAGACAUCAGACAGUAGCGAUCAGGAAGAGGUGUCCCACACCGCAGACCGCCGGGCCAGGAGUUGGAGAAGGGCCCGAGUGGACCCAGAGGAGCCAGACAGGGGGCUGUCUUCGCUAAGUGCCCAUCCACAGGGUCUACACACCCCUCAGGGUCCAGGUGACGUUCCACCCCUCACCGUGAAAGAAAAACUUGAAUCCUCGGCUGUGUGCAUCAAACGGCAGAAUGGGAUGAGUCUCACAAGUGAACCUCCCUGCCGGGUGUCAGACAACGUGUCAGAGACUGACAUCAGUAACGAGGCUCAGAAUUCCCGGACCAGCACAGACUCUGCAGAGGAGAAGCUGAGGAACAGAUUGUACGAGUUAGCCAUGAAAAUGAGCGAGAAGGACACUUCUUCUGGGGAGGAGCAGGAGUCUGAGCCCAAGACUGAACCCGAGACCCAGAAGGGAAACCUGUCUUGUGAGGAAACCAGCCAGGGUGUGCAGGAGGAGCUGAAGAAGAAGUGUUCUGCUGUUUCUCUCUGCAACAUCUCCACAGAAGUCCUGAAGGUCAUCAACGCUACCGAGGAGCUGAUUGCAGAGUCUGCAGGGCCCUGGGAGAUCCCCCCAGUCCCAACUGACACAGACAUGGGGAUGUUUCCUCUUGGGACAGACCAAGUGAGGCUGGACAAGCAGCUGACGUCCUUGGAAGAAAACGUGUACCUGGCCGCGGGCACCGUGUACGGGCUGGAGGGCCAGCUGAGCGAGCUGGAAGAUGCUGCCCGCUGCAUCCACGGCAGCACAGGAGAGACGGAGCUGGCAGAGCUGGAGGACCAGGUGGCCGCAGCCGCAGCGCAGGUGCACCAUGCUGAGCUGCAGAUCUCUGACAUCGAGAGCCGGAUUUCAGCCCUGACCAUCGCUGGCUUGAACAUAGCGCCCUGUGUGCGUCUCGCGAGGCGACGGGACCAAAAGCAGAGGAACCAGGUGCAAACUAUAGACACAUCGAGGCAGCAGAGGAGGAAGCUGCCCGCUCCUCCUGUGAAAGCUGAGAAGAUGGAAGUGUCCUCUGUAACCCCCAUUAAAACAUUUAACCGCAACUUCCUUCUCCAAGGCUCCUCCACGAGCAGGCCCUCGGAAAGGCACGGUGACACCAAGGACGUGAUGGAGCCUGUUCUGGAGUCUGCCGUGACGCACUAACCACGGAACUCCACAGCCAGUGACCCACUGCCUCCGGCCGUACACGACAGUGCCUUGACCCAACAGCCAUCGAGUACUGUGUGGAUUUCCACUGAGGCAAGGGCCUGGGGAGGCCGCGGUGCAUUGCUGCACAGGGCUGUCUCGAUACCUCACCCAGAAGGCCAUCUCAGUCUGCAACACUGAGGUCCUACCCACUCUCUGCCUUAGGCUCCCAGGGGAAUCUAAGACCGAAUAUCCAGACGCUGGCUUCCAAUAGCAGGGCUCUGUGUUCAAAAGAUGCAUUGUGCCUGUUUAAUUUGUUCCUGUGUGCUGUCUUCGCUGUCCCUGUGUGGUUUUUAAUCUCUUUUUAUCCCUACCAUCAGUUCAUCCAAUGGAAAACCCUGGAGAGGAGGAGCUCCAGGGAAGGAAGGGAGGGAGGAAGGAAGGAAGGGAGGGAGGGAGGAAGGAAGGAAGGAAGGAAGGAAGGAAGGAAGGAAGGAAGGAAGGAAGGAAGGGGGAUAUUAUCCUUCCUUGCUUACUCUUGCUUGUCAUCUCCUAACAGAUGCUAAGAGCAGGGGGCACUAGAAAAAAAAUCUCACAGCAGUGCUCAGCCACCUCCAGCUAAGCUCCCCGUGCCCACCCCUCACCUCCAUCACGGUCCUUCCUGUGGCCUGGCAAUCGGCAGCCACAGAAUGAAAAGCUCCGACCCACCCAUGCCACACCCAGGUCUCUUUCAAACCAUGUCUCAUUUCGAAUUUAGGGUUCUUGCAUGUGUUUACUCAGGGGGAGAGGGGCCUAAGGAAUGCCGUUAUUCGUCUUAACUUGCCGGACACUGUUCAGGGUCCUUGUGAAGUGGCCUGGCCAUGACCGACAUUGAGAUGAAAUUUGGGUAAAUGAACCAUUGCAAAAGGGGACUACGCAAGGAAAGUGUUCCGUUCUCCAAAAUCAUGUCUCCCGCUGAACUCAUCGAGACUCAGAUGCAGCACCAGUGAUGAUGGUGGUUAGGACGUCACCUUAGGGAAAAGCAGUGUAGACUGGGAGGGACACACAAGAGGCGACCCUAGCUCCACAUCCAUGGUCUGUCUCAGGGGAGAGGUUGGCCUAAAUGCAUGAAUAUCUAAAUGUAUUUAUUCACACAAAUGGAGCUUACACUCCCCCGGACUCCCUGGAUACUUGUAGCCUGUCUUUAAUGCUGGCUUCCAGGAUAUUCUGAAUCACGGAGUGACGGUGGGGUCGGGAGCAAAGGCAGGAUGCCAGGCAGUGAGUGGCCAUUGGGUGCCGGCUCUGCAGGACACAAUCUUCUCAGUUUGGUCUAGUGUCCCUUUCCGGCAGGCCUAUGGGUUUCCCAGAAUCCACAACCAAAGGUCAGACCACCGAACCUGCUGAAGCCAUAUGUGUGAGGCUGGCUCUGACUGCAAUGCCCCGGCCCCAAAAGUCCAGCUCCGUUGUUUCCAUGUCCGUGUUCUCUUGCGAGUUCCCCCCUGUGCUGUACGUACGUGCGCCAUGGUUGCUGGUGGGGGUCCUCGCGUCUCCACGACGCUCCUGCUGUUACCCCAGAGAAAGGACUCCAUGGAAAUAGUAAACCUUUGGCAUUUUGUCCGGUGGGUAUGGUUCACACUAAAACAAAGUUGAAAAAACACAACAACAAAAAGACCUGACUUCCAAGUAGAACGUUUUCCUUAGGAGGCAUGAGUCUGCCUUUGUGCUAACAGUGUUAAAAUACUCAGUUUUCUUUUGAAAAAAGUGUGUACUCUGUAAGCCUUGCAAAAAAAAUAAUGAAGAAAAAGCCUGUUCUAUGGCAUCUGAACUUUUAUAAAGGCUUCCUUGUGCCAAAUAAGUACAAAGAUUUAAUUUACUAUUUAAACCAUAAACAUGCUAUAGUUCCAGAAAAUUAUUUUGUCAUCCAGUGAUUUUGAUCUUUAGUGUCAAUAUUUAUAUUUAGAUUAAUUUUUAUAAAUGAAAUAUUUUGAUGGUCUAAGAAAAUGAGGACAAAGGGGAUAUAUCUCUGAUGGCUUCUUGGGGUAAUGCCUUCGUGUCUCACACACUCGGCCAAGAAUCACUGUCAAAAGAAAUGACCACGACCGAGCAGUAAAAGUCACUUAAGAAAAUCA
Messenger RNA from Mesocricetus auratus (golden hamster), 4998 nucleotides. RefSeq names its product myosin VIIA and Rab interacting protein (gene Myrip). Gene Ontology annotation, molecular function: myosin binding; actin binding; small GTPase binding. NCBI's taxonomy places the organism in Eukaryota, Metazoa, Chordata, Mammalia, Rodentia, Cricetidae. Gene Ontology annotation, cellular component: cortical actin cytoskeleton. The coding region runs from base 236 to 2908 and encodes 890 amino acids. Gene Ontology annotation, biological process: intracellular protein transport. The transcript has 18 exons. The record is from RefSeq and is a predicted model, not a curated record.